Cavenderia fasciculata is the source of this 4269-nucleotide messenger RNA. RefSeq lists its product as uncharacterized. The record is from RefSeq and is a predicted model, not a curated record. Bases 1 to 4269 code for a protein of 1422 amino acids. Lineage: Eukaryota; Evosea; Eumycetozoa; Acytosteliales; Cavenderiaceae. Gene Ontology annotation, molecular function: protein binding. Gene Ontology annotation, biological process: mRNA splicing, via spliceosome. The transcript is spliced from 4 exons.
AUGAGCUCAUCCCUCCUCUCAACACAGUCCUCAUUCACAACACAACAUAACAACAACAGCAACAAACAGCAACAAGAGAGUUUAUUGUGUGACGCAUAUCUAUCAACUCCGACUACGAUUAUGAUCCCAUUUUAUGAUAACCAAGCUUAUCAUAAUCGAAAUAUUCUACAACAACAACAACAACAACAACAAUAUCUUCAACAACAAUAUCAACAACAAAAAAUGGAUAAGACUGAAUAUUCAUUCUCAAAGUUAUCUUUAAAUGGACAACAACAACAAACAUCACCAACCACCAAUAACAAUAGUAGUGGUACAACUACAAAUAGUAGUGCUGGUGGUAGCGGCAAUAAUGCAUUAAACAAUACAAGUUUAAAUAAUAUCAACUUGAAUACCACGACUGGUAACAAUAACAGUAACAACAACAAUUCACUACUACUACAACAGUUGAAUAGUAGUAGUAGAAUACUACCUGGUGUGUAUGGACAUCAUCAUCAUCAUCAUCAAGUGUCAAUGUCUUCAUCCUAUGUAUCAGGUGAUUCAGAUUCCAAUUAUGACGAUGAAAGAUUAUUGGAUGAACAAAGUCACCAACUACAGAAAUCACUUGACUUGUUGAGUGACAGUGAUGAAAGUAUCCCCUUUAGUAUGAACCAUAUUUAUUUUGGAAAUCAAUCAACUAUUGCAAAUAAUACUAGUAGUUCUUCUAUUAAUACUAGUAGUGGUAUCUAUGGUGGUGGAAACAACAACAACAACAACAACUAUUCCAAUUCUUCUUCAAAUGUAAUUGGUCAACAACAACAACAAUUAAUGAAGAAACAUUCUUCUCCAACUUAUGGUAGUGUUAGUGGUGAUAUUGGUAGUGGAUACAUUCAGCAGCAACAUGUUUACCAUCCACAUCAUCAUCAACAACAACAACAACAGAUGAAUAAUCAUAUGAUUCAACAACCUCUACACCAACCACCUCAUGGUCCACCGCCCCCUCAAAAAUCUUUUGGACCUGUUGGAGUCAGUUGGUUGGAUGGCCCGUCUAUUCACCAUCAACAGCAACAACAUCCUCCUCACCCUCCCCCUCCUCCUCCUCCACAAUCCUCCACAUCAUCGUUCAAAUCAUAUGAUUUACCAAGUGACUUUUUGCAACAGGCUCAUCACCAUCAUCCCUCCCAACAACAUUACUAUCCACCACCACCACCACCUCAGCAACAACAACACGGUCAUGGAUUUGGGAUGACAACCAGUUCACCAGAAUUCUCAAGUCCAACCUAUUUUGGUCAACCUCAACAACAACACCAACAACCACAGGGAUUAAAUGGGUUCAUGAACAAGUUACCCCAACAACCGCAUCCACCACCAAUGAAACAAACAUCACCUUUGAUGAAUGGUAGUGGAUUGGAUUGGUCUUCAAAUUAUCAAAAACCACCUUUACAACAACAACCUCCACCUCCUCAACAACAACAACAGCAACACAUGGCAUUCUAUCAAUCUUCACCAAUAUUUGGAGGGUAUUCUCAUUCACCCAUUUCAUCACCACAAGAGUUACUUGUGGGGUCAUCUACAUUACCACCAUUACAACAACAACAACACAAGUCAAUGGUUGGGGCCAUUCACUCGCAAACGAUUCAACCACCCAUUGUAUCAUUGCAAUCACCUCCUAUCCUCGCCUCCUCAUCCCAACCCGUUAUAUCCAGAGACGCAACUCUGGGUCAACUUGGUGGUGCAGGUGUUGGUGGUGGUGCACAAGCCAGUAGUGGAGAUACCAAGGCAAAACCAUUUAAUCCUUUGGUAGCACCAUUCCAACCGACAAGUAAUAAGGGGUCAUCCUCAUCAUCAUCAUCUUCAUCAUCAUCAUUCCAUCAAUAUAAUAAUAAUAAUAAUAAUAAUAAUACAGCUGUUGGUAAAUCAUCUCAUCAUCACCAUCAACAGCAACAGCAACAGCAACAACAACAACAAUCACACUCUGGACAACAUCACCAUCCAGUUCAAUCAUCUCAUAAUCAACAUCAUCAUCAACCCCAACAUCAACAUCAAUCACAUUCCUCCCAUCAUCAUAACCAACAACAACAAUCACAUCCUUCCACUGGUCAACAACACCAUCACCAUCACUCUAAUCAACAACAUCAUCAACCACACUCCUCCUCUCAUCAUAAUCAACAUCAUAAUCAACAACAACAACAAUCACAUGGUAAUCAAUAUUAUCAUUCAUCUGGUGGUCACCAUUCAUCAUCAUCCUCCUCUUCAUCUAACCAACAACAACAACAUCAUCAUCAUAAUCAACAACAACAACCACAACAACAACAACAAUCAUAUGGUCAAAGAGAAAGAUCAUCAUCAUUGACAAAACAUAAUACACCUCAUCCUUCAUCAUCAUCUUCUAAUAAUCCAAAUCAAUCCAAUGAUCAACUAUCAUUUGAUUAUAAAUCAUAUGAACAAGUUGAUCCAGAAUUGGAUCAUUAUAGUGGUAAAGGAGACUCUCUAACUACAACAUCAACAUCAACAAACAAACAAAUUGAAUUAAAGAGAGGAGAGAUGGUAGAAAGUCCAAUCUCUAGACAACAAUAUAAACACUUUAUCAAACAAUUUAAAUUAAAGGAAAAGGAAGGAUUAGAGGUUGCAAUGGAAUUUGCCAAGGAAUCAUUAAAGACCCUAUCUGAAAAGGUACAUUGGCGUGUCUAUUUGGAGUUGGCUGAUUUGGCAAACCGUCAAAACAAUCUAAAGUUGGCUCGCAAGUUUUACCGUAUUGUCACUCGUACGCAGCCAUACAUUAGUCAGGGUUGGCUAGAGUACGCCAAGAUGGAAGAAGACUAUGGUCGAUUGGAAAAGUGUCAACAGAUUCUCCAGCUAGGUCUCAAGUAUUGUCCAUUCAACGAGAGCCUUUUAAUCAAGGGUAUCCGACACGAAGAAAAGAUGGAUAAUCUUGAAGGUGCCCGUGCUCUAUUGUCUCAGUUGCGUGACCAGUCGAUAUUCAAGACAUGGCGUGCAGUCAUGGAAGGUGGGUUGUUGGAAGCACGUGCUGGCAAUAUCGACGUUGCACGCAAGAUUUUCAAGUACUUGAUGAAGCAUGUCCCAUGGUACGGUCCCAUCUACCAAGAGGCGUACAAGCUAGAGGAACGUUGCGAAGACUAUGAACGUGCUAUUGCCAUUGUUGAAAAGGGGUUGUCCGAGGACCCCAAGUACGGUCCACUCUGGUUCUCGGCACUCCGACUCUACGAAAAGACGUCUAAUGGCCAGUUGGUACAUACGCGUGCCACGGUCGACCGAGCCCGCCAAUCAGUCUCACGAGAGGUGACGUGGAAGGUGUACUUUGAGGCCGCUCAAAUUGAAGAGCGUGCCAAUCAUCUUGGGCUGGCACGUGCCGCCUAUGUCAAGAGUGUAGAGCUGUGUCCAGAGAAUCUACUUUGGAAGGUUUGGUUGGGCGGUAGCCGUACCGAACUCAAUGCCGACAAUAUCAACGUUGCCCGUAAACUAGUGUUCCGUGCACUCAAAGAAGUACCCGCCAAACUCAAAUCACUUGUCCUCCUCGAGUACAGCCGUCUCGAAGAGUAUGCCGGCAACAUUAACAAAUCAAGAAGAAUCCUAAAGAUGGCACACGAUGAAGCCCGUCUUGAUUGGAAGGUCUUUCUUGAAAGUGUCUUAUUGGAAAUGCGUGCCAACAACUAUGAAGAUGCUACCAUUGCCGCCAAGGAAUCUCUGAAAAUCCAUUCUGGUGCUGGUCGUCUUUGGGCUGCUCUCAUUCAAUUAAAUCAACUUAAAGGUUAUCAAGCUCAAUUAAAAGUUUUUAAAAAGGCUCUUCAAUUUGUACCAAAAUCAGGUGAAGUUUGGUGUGAAGGAGCAAGAAUUGCUUUAAAUAAUAAUGACCUUGAAAAAGCAAAAAGAUUCUUAGAGUUUGCAGUUCAAUUUACACCUCAAUUUGGUGAUUCAUUUAUUGAAUUAUUAAGACUUGAAAUUAUGGAAAAGGGAUUCAAUUGUGAUACUUCAAGACUUGAACAAUUGUGUAUAAAUGCAGAUCCAAAUUAUGGAUUUAUGUGGUUACAUUGUACAAAUAGUGUAUUGGAUAGUCCUAGACAGGUGCUAAGAAAUGCAAAGAAAUUGCUUAUUGAAACGACACCAGCCACGAGGGAAGACUAUGAACAAACUAAAGACGCUAGAUAUGGAAGCUGUUGGGUUGGAUCCAUCGGUGUUCUCUCUACCAAUCGUUUAUUCAGAAAUGAUUUUAACAAAAUGACAAAUGAAGAAAGAAGAAAAUGUAUGUUUGGUUCUGAUUUGGUUAAACCAUAA